Molecule: messenger RNA, 1346 nt
Organism: Alternaria rosae
Lineage: Eukaryota; Fungi; Ascomycota; Dothideomycetes; Pleosporales; Pleosporaceae
Exons: 4
Coding region: 129-1166 (345 amino acids)
Source: RefSeq, a predicted model, not a curated record
AUUACAAAGAAUUCCAAUGUUGAACUCUAGCAUUUAUUGACACAGGUAUAGCACAAAGUACAUGCUCUCAUGUAGUAACCAAACUUCAUUGACGACACGUUCAUACUAAGUCUCACCCACUUUCCACCAUGUCUGUCCUCAUCACUGGCGCCUCUGGGUAUCUCGGUGGCUCGCUGCUUGCGGAACUGCGCAACACCGUACUUCCAGAGCACAAAGACAUAUACGCCCUUGUCAGAUCUCAAGAUCAAGCGGAAGCUGUGAAGAAGUAUGGCGCACACCCUCUCACCUUCACUCUACAGGACGAGAAGAGCGUUGUCAAGUGCAUCGUAGAUGCGCAGAUCUUCGUCAUAUUCUUCCUUGUCGACGCUGUGAACUCCGAUAUGCAAGUGCCCAUGAUACAAGCUCUUGCAGAAGUCAAGAAGCAGACUGGCCGGGAAGUGCACUUUUUGCACACAAGUGGCGCGAAGAUGUUCAGUGAGCAUGCGGGAAUGCCUAUCGACCGAGCACUUCCUGAUACGGAUCCCGAUCUGUACAAGCUACAAAAGAGCUCCAAGGCUCCGCAUCCACUCUGGACACAGGCAAAGAACACGAACAAUGUCAUCAUCGAAACGGCAGAGAAAUAUGGAGUCCGCAGCUACAUCUUUAUCCCAUGUAUCGUAUACGGCGAAGGCAAGGGUUUUGGUAACAAGAUCUCAAUCCAAACCACGGCUGUGGUCAAAGCCGCGAAGGGCGCCGGCGUCGUGUACGAUGUCAACCCAGAAGGCUGUACUUGGCCCGUAUGCCAUAUCGACGAUAACUCGAAACUCUACGUGGACUUGCUGAAGAGCAUUCUAAGCGACAAGAACCCAAACCAUGGCAAGAAUGGGUACUAUCUUGCUUCCUCCGGAAGUCUGGCCUGGUGCGACAUAUAUACCGCGAUGGCAAAAGCUCUUGCGAAACGCGGAGUAAUCGACAGCCCUGAAGUCAAGAAAGCGGAUGAUGCAGCGCUAGACAAGAUGGCGCAGGCCUUGAGUUGCCCAAAAGAGCUUGUUGCAGUGCAGUUGGGUGGAAAAUGCAGGCUUGAAGCAAAGAGGGCCUACAGCUUAGCUUGGAUGCCAGGCUAUGAGCCGAAGCAUAUUUUGGAGGCGGCAGAUGCAGAGGUAGAGCUUAUCCUGAAGCAUCUAUGAGCAAUCGGGAGCAGAGUAAUCGAAAUUGCGGCAUGGCUUGGCUUAGAAUCGCAGCUGCUUCCCCAUACGAGAUAACUUGGAAGCUUUAAUGUGCUAAUGAACAAGAGAAUGACCACAACAAAGGUCGAUAAUUCGUAUUUCCUAUUGAUACAUGAAACGCCCGUUUCUCGUAGUUCCAGC